Molecule: messenger RNA, 963 nt
Organism: Lachancea sp. 'fantastica'
Lineage: Eukaryota; Fungi; Ascomycota; Saccharomycetes; Saccharomycetales; Saccharomycetaceae
Source: the annotation of a GenBank genome assembly
AUGGAUGUCAAACGCGAGAGCAAAGUGUCAAUAUGGCUCUAUCGGGGAUCGCUGAUGGUGCUGGUUUUAUUGUUCGUCGGAUUUUCUGUGGUGAUGCCUAUUGACGCAAUGGCACAGGCUUCUCGCUCUAAUAAUGACGCCCUCAAUACCUUUAUUGUCGUAGGUGCGUUUGUGGCUUUUGGUGUUCUGAGUAUCAUCAUAGCUGCUGGUAGGGUUUUUGUCCAGCGCAGUUGUCUGCAGGAAAUUCCCAAGAGGUACCUACCUUUCACUCCGGAGGAUUUGCCUCAUCGUGGUAGCAGAGAGUUCAUAUUACGCCAAAUGGACCGGUCUCAUGAAUUGGCACAAGUUUUCAAAAAACCAAUCGAAACGGUUGUGCAUGCAGGUUUAUCGAGACCCACUAAUGAAAACGAGGAAGAUGGACUCAUAAAUUUACCUCCUCUGCUCAAUUACGAAAACAGUAUCAAGAUUAUCACCAGUCGUUUGAAAUAUCAAGGAGCCUUUUUUGGGCUCACGGAGCUAAAUCCUCCCACUGGUUACACGUUCGCCGACGUCAUUCAUAGCCUGUUCACGCACACUGGACAGCGUCCUCUUGAGGCCACGGAGUACGUCGAACUCUACGAGCAGAUCCGUUUUUCUGGUCAGGAAAUCACCUCCGAGCAAUUUUUGCGUUUCAUGGACCUUUCUCUUUUCUUUGUCGAUGUACUGUUGCGCAUGCAUCAAGACUCCGCACCUCGGACGCCGCAGCCAGACGACUCGGAUAGCUACAACGAGGUAGACUAUCUGAAUGUCGGUGAUCACGGCUCUGAGGUACACUAUUUGACAACAACAAACACCAACAGUACGGUGGCCCGAAGAGUGACAGCAGAACACCUCGAUCCAAAUUCGCCUCGAGGUCAAGGGACAUCUACCUCUGACACGGAAAGUUACGAAUCAGUUCUGCGUGGGUGCGAUAUUGCCACUUAG